This is a messenger RNA of Lithohypha guttulata, 1707 nucleotides long. RefSeq lists its product as uncharacterized. The coding region runs from base 1 to 1707 and encodes 568 amino acids. The record is from RefSeq and is a predicted model, not a curated record. Gene Ontology annotation, molecular function: phospholipid binding; clathrin binding. Gene Ontology annotation, cellular component: endosome; clathrin vesicle coat; plasma membrane. The transcript has 3 exons. Gene Ontology annotation, biological process: actin filament organization; endocytosis. Lineage: Eukaryota; Fungi; Ascomycota; Eurotiomycetes; Chaetothyriales; Trichomeriaceae.
AUGUCCAAGGUAGUGAGGAGUGUCAAAAAUGUCACCAAGGGCUAUAGCAGUGUUCAAGUCAAAGUCCGAAAUGCUACCUCGAAUGAUCCAUGGGGUCCGACUGGCACGGAUAUGGCGGAAAUCGCUGCCCUGACCUUCAACAACCCCAGCGACUUUUAUGAGAUCAUGGAUAUGCUCGAUAAGCGUUUGAAUGACAAAGGCAAGAACUGGCGCCACGUCUUGAAAUCACUCAAAGUCCUCGAUUACUGUCUGCACGAAGGCUCGGAGCUGGUUGUAACUUGGGCAAGAAAAAACAUCUAUAUCAUCAAGACCUUGCGAGAAUUCCAGUAUGUCGACGAAGACGGACGCGAUGUUGGCCAGAACGUUCGUGUCUCCGCCAAAGAGCUCACCUCCCUCAUUCUGGACGAGGAUCGCUUGCGAAGCGAAAGAUCAGAUCGGAAACUUUGGAAGACACGCGUUUCGGGUAUUGACGAGUACGCGCCACAAGCCAUCGCUGGUCCAUCAGUAAACAACAAGCCACCAAGACGAAAUUCAGCCCGAGUUGACGACAACGACGCAGAAUUCCGCCUUGCCUUAGAAGCAAGCAAGUACGAAGAGGAUGAACGCAAGAAGCGCGAGAGUCAGAGAUUGCCAACUGGGCGCGAUGAAGACGACGAUCUCGCCAAAGCCAUUAAGCUUAGCAAAGAAGAGGAAGAGCUUAGACGACGCGAGUUGGAAAACCAGAACGCUGCCUCUUUGUUCGAUGACACACCUGGCCCAAGCCAGCCACAACCCACAGGAUACAACCAGGGGUACCAGCAACAGCCAGCUGUAGACUGGUUUGGUAAUCCAUUACCGCAGCAGCAGCCUCAAUCCACCGGCUUCCUGAACAAUCAGUAUGCUCAACCUACAGGCUAUCAGAACGGAUACGGCGGGUUCCAGCAGCAACCGACCGGCUUCCCUCAGAACAUGACUGGCUUCGAGCAGACAAAUAGUCAGCCGUUCUUGCAGCAACAGAACACUCUCCAGCCUCAACAAACUGCUUUCCAGAACAACAACCCUUAUGGUCAGCCAAGCUCUGACAUCUUUGGCAUGCAGUCGCCUCAGUCACAGCAAUCUACAUUGCAGGCAGGGUCGAACAAUCCUUGGGCGGCUCCCUCGAACCAAGCAGAUUCACUCAAACCGAUGCCGACCGGCUCAAACAACCCUUUCGCACAAAAAACUCAACAAACACAAUCUCCGUUCCAAAGACAACCCCCCCAACCAUCGCUGGGCACGCUUUUCGAAUCACAGCCUGCCACAACCUUUGCUCAACCAACGCAGCCAAAUCCUAUCUCAAACUUUCAAGCACCACCGCAGCCAGUCCAGCAAUCAAGGCAGGAGAUGGACCCGAACAGGGCAAGACUCAAUGCACUUCUCGCAUCUGGUGAGGGCCAGGAUACUUUCGGCAACACUGGUGAGAUGAGGAUACCAGCCCAGCAUACUGCACCUGGCACUUUCGUCAAUUCUGCUGGUCAAGGCAUGGAUCGUCUGCGCGCUGCACAAACAGGCACCAAUCCUUUCUUCUCAGCACAAGCUACUGGUUUUGCUCAGAACCAAAGUGGAUUCGGCCAGCAGGUGCCGGCUCAAACAGGUCCUGCUGGUGGUUAUGGCGGUGGGUUUGGACAGCAAAACAAUCCAUUCGGUUCCAGGCCGCAACAGCAGAGCAAUAGUCUGAUUGAUUUGUAA